Glarea lozoyensis ATCC 20868 is the source of this 1530-nucleotide messenger RNA. Its product is annotated as Heme-dependent catalase-like protein. The transcript is spliced from 2 exons. Gene Ontology annotation, cellular component: mitochondrion; peroxisome; cytoplasm. The record is from RefSeq and is a predicted model, not a curated record. Lineage: Eukaryota; Fungi; Ascomycota; Leotiomycetes; Helotiales; Helotiaceae. Gene Ontology annotation, biological process: response to hydrogen peroxide; hydrogen peroxide catabolic process. Gene Ontology annotation, molecular function: heme binding; catalase activity. The coding region runs from base 1 to 1530 and encodes 509 amino acids.
AUGGUUGCAGACGAUAAGCCAGCCUCCACCUUCAAGUACUCCGAGAAGCCAUUCUACACCACCUCCAAUGGAUGCCCUGUUGAGAACCCAGAGGCUUUCCAGAGAGUUGGAAACAAUGGCCCUCUUCUACUUCAGGAUUUCCACUUGAUUGAUUUGCUGGCUCAUUUCGAUCGUGAGCGUAUCCCAGAGCGUGUCGUCCACGCAAAGGGUGCUGGUGCUUAUGGAGAAUUCGAAGUCACACACGACAUUACCGACCUUACUUCCAUUGACAUGCUUAGCAGCGUCGGCAAGAAGACUGCCUGCGUAGCUCGAUUUUCAACUGUUGGUGGUGAGAAGGGUUCUCCAGAUACAGCCCGUGAUCCACGUGGAUUCGCGGUCAAGUUCUACACAGAUGAGGGUAACUGGGAUUGGGUCUACAACAACACUCCAGUCUUCUUCCUUCGCGACCCUACCAAGUUCCCUCUCUUCAUCCACACACAAAAGAGAAACCCACAAACCAACUUGAAGGAUGCCACUAUGUUCUGGGAUUAUCUCUCUACUCACCAAGAGGCUGUCCACCAGGUCAUGCAUCUCUUCAGUGAUCGUGGAACUCCAUACUCUUACAGACACAUGAACGGAUACUCUGGACACACUCACAAGUUCACCAAGCCAGAUGGAUCAUUCGUCUACGUUCAGAUCCACUUGAAGACCGACCAAGGCAGCAAGACAUUCAACAACGAGGAGGCAGGAAAGAUGGCGUCUGAGAACCCAGAUUGGAAUACCCAGGAUCUAUUCGAUUCUAUUCAAAAGGGCGAAUAUCCAUCUUGGACAGUCUAUGCCCAGGUUCUUACCCCAGAGCAAGCCGAGAAGUUCCGCUGGAACAUUUUCGAUUUGACCAAGGUCUGGCCACAAAAGGAAGUCCCACUGCGACCAUUCGGAAAGAUGACACUCAACAAGAAUGUUGAAAACUACUUUGCCGAGAUCGAGCAGGUCGCAUUCUCUCCAUCCCACUUGGUGCCAGGUGUUGAGCCUUCCGCUGAUCCAGUUCUCCAAUCUCGUCUUUUCUCUUACCCAGAUACCCACCGUCACCGUCUCGGUGUCAACUACCAACAAAUCCCAGUCAACGCUCCUCUUCGCGCAUUCAACCCAUACCUCCGAGAUGGUACCAUGGCCGUCAACGGUAACUACGGAGCCAACCCUAACUACCCAUCUUCAUACCGUGGCAUGACCUACAAGGCCGUCAAGCCAACCAACCAACACGAGCAAUGGGCCGGAGCAGCAGUAUCCUUCCUGUCUGAAGUCACACCUGAAGACUACGUCCAAGCCAAGGGUCUCUGGGACGUUCUCGGCCGCACUCCCGGCCAACAGGAUAACUUCAUCGGUAACGUGUCUGGUCACUUGAGCGCCGCGAAGGAAGAUACCCGUCAACGUACAUACGAGAUGUUCUCGAGAGUUGACAAGGAGCUUGGUGCUAAGAUUGAGGAGGCCACCGAGAAGUUGGCACCUGCACCUACUAGCCAGGCUGCUGGUAGUGCUCAAUCCCGUCUUUAG